AUAUAGCCUUAUCCGGCAUUUGUGAAUAGUGGCGCCAGCUGGUCGAUGAAUAAUCCGCAGGAGUCUACAAUUCUUGGGCAAAAUUAUUGUAAAUAAUUGAUUGAAAAAGCAAAAAAAUGGGUGAAGGUGAUGAUAAACUGGCAGAGUGUUCUCUGACAAGAGAUGAGAUAUCUAAAAAAGCACUUAAAAAGCAACAAAAGGAAAUGCAGAAAGCAGCAAAAAAGGCAGAAAGAAAAGCUCAAAAUACUCAACAAGAAUCUAUAAAUGAAGCUGAAGAUGUGUCUGCGGGAAAGUAUGGACAAAUGGAUAUGAUUCAAAGUAAAGAAAAAUUCGAGGAUAGAAAGUUUACAGCAAUCAAGAACCUGAAUAAAAAUCUGCAGGAUCAAAUGGUUUGGUUGAGAGGUCGUUUACAUAUUAGUCGUGCCAAAGGCAAGCAAUGCUUCAUCGUAUUAAGACAGCAAUCAUAUACGGUGCAAGGAUUAGCUGCUGUGAAUGAAACAAUCAGCAAACAAAUGAUUAAAUUUAUUUCCAACAUCACAAAAGAAUCUAUAAUUGAUGUCAAGGCCGUAGUGAAAUCCGUAUUCAAAAUCGAGUCAUGCUCGCAAAAAGAUGUGGAAGUUCAUAUAGAAGAGGUAUUUGUGAUAAGUGCUGCCAAGCCGCAGCUUCCCUUACAGAUAGAAGACGCUGCGAGACUUAUCAAUGAAGCAGAUGAGACGGCGUUGAAUAUUCGAGUGAAUCAAGAUACCAGACUGGAUAAUAGAGUACUAGAUCUGCGUACUCCAGCUAAUCAGGCGAUUUUCAAAGUAGAAGCUGGCGUUUGUAAGCUCUUUAGAGACAUUCUAACGGAGAAAGGUUUUGUCGAAAUUCACACUCCUAAAAUUAUCUCUGCAGCCAGCGAGGGUGGAGCGAAUGUAUUCACAGUGUCUUAUUUCAAAAACAAUGCUUAUCUGGCUCAAUCGCCACAAUUAUAUAAGCAGAUGGCGAUUGCUGCUGAUUUUGACAAGGUUUUCACUGUUGGUGCAGUUUUCAGAGCGGAAGAUUCCAAUACGCACAGACAUUUGACAGAAUUUGUAGGUCUUGAUCUGGAGAUGGCUUUUAAAUAUCACUACCACGAGGUAGUGGACACUAUCGGACAGAUGUUCACCGAACUUUUUAAAGGUUUACGUGACAUUUAUGCGGAUGAUAUAGCAGCAGUCAGUCAACAAUAUCCCGUGGAGCCUUUCAAAUUUCUCGAACCAGCUUUGAAAUUAGAGUAUCCACAGGCGAUCGAAAUGUUAGCGGAAGCAGGUGUAACUCUCGGUGAAGAAGAUGAUCUGUCGACACCAGAUGAAAAACUCUUAGGAAAACUUGUUAAAAUUAAAUAUGAUACGGACUUUUACAUUUUGGAUAAGUAUCCUCUUGCUGUGAGGCCUUUUUAUACAAUGCCGGAUCCAAACAACCCUAAAGCGUCCAACUCAUAUGACAUGUUUAUGCGAGGCGAAGAGAUUAUAUCUGGUGCACAACGUAUCCACGAUCCAGACUUUCUGACUGAACGAGCUAAGCACCAUGGAAUCGAUAUCGAGAAAAUCAAGUCAUACAUCGACGCUUUUAGAUAUGGCUGUCCGCCGCAUGCUGGUGGCGGUAUAGGUAUGGAACGCGUUGUGAUGCUGUAUCUCGGUCUGGACAACAUUCGUAAAGUGUCCAUGUUUCCGCGUGAUCCUAAACGGCUCACUCCAUAAAAUAAAUUGCAUUAUUUCAACAGAUAUUCUUGUAUACUCUAAUGUAAAAUCUUUUAUCUUAAAUAUACACGCACUUUAUAAAUGAUA
This is a messenger RNA of Nylanderia fulva, 1805 nucleotides long. It is a transcript of the gene AspRS, whose product is annotated as aspartyl-tRNA synthetase. NCBI's taxonomy places the organism in Eukaryota, Metazoa, Arthropoda, Insecta, Hymenoptera, Formicidae. The record is from RefSeq and is a predicted model, not a curated record. Gene Ontology annotation, molecular function: aspartate-tRNA ligase activity; RNA binding; ATP binding. Gene Ontology annotation, cellular component: cytoplasm; cytosol; aminoacyl-tRNA synthetase multienzyme complex. Gene Ontology annotation, biological process: aspartyl-tRNA aminoacylation.